GAGAGCGUUUUCUCUCCUGGGUACAUUUGCGUCCCAGUUCUUCUUGUCCGUACAGGUCUUGGGUCCUUAAUCUAUGGAUAAUUGAUGGUUUGAUUCCGGUUUCUUGGUCGGAUUUCACCCCUAAGUUCAUUUCCGUGGUUGGAUUUGAAAUUAGAACCAUGAAUUACGGCCAAAAACUCAAAAUCGAUCUGGAAAUUUGCUUCUUUUACUAUUCACUCCAAAAUCGAUUUCUGUAAAAAGAGUUGAUUUAAGGUGUUGUUUCUGGAUGUUAAGGUUGGGUUGGUUCCUCUGACGACUUAAUUGAUCUUGUUCUUGAAUAAGAAAACGUUGUUUAGCUGAAACCUAAAACUCCGGACACUGUUCAUCAUUCCCGCCGCUACUGGUUCGAUGCUCAUAUUCAGGGGUUACGGAUAGAAUACUCUUUGACUUCAGCUGCGUCUAUUGGUGUUUGGGGUUUGUCUCUGCACAAGAGCAAAACGUGUGCUGCGUUUUGCUGGAGUUUGGGGUUCGCUUCUGCACAAGGAGUUUUGCAGACCACGCUGAACCUUUCACCUCUCCAUGGUGAGGAAGAAGUCCGUGUCUGUGGAGCCACCAACUAGUCGAGCUACUAGGUCGAAAUUUGCCCUCCUUGCUGAUAUUGUGAUAUAGAUGAAGAAUUCCCAGUUCUUAAGAGAGCUGGGGCGGAUUCCAUUGUGGCAGAACAUACUGCUGGUGUAGGGGAGCCUUCCGCUGGGAAGACUAUUGCUGCAGGAGUUACUGCUAUAUUUGGGCAGACUGCCCCCAUCCAGCAAGAUGCUACUGAGGCAGGAGUUUCUUCUCUUGUGGUCCCGAUUAAGGUAACUGUUGCUGCUACUGAGAGUGUGCAACCUGCUGCUACCGUAGAGAAUGUUCUGAUUCCAAAGACCUUAAUUGAUGGGAAUCCUGGCAGUAACUCUGGGGUUACUACUAUCCCAAAAGCGCAUGAAAAUGUUAAGAAGCCAUGGAGUACACUCUUUAAGGAUAAUCGAGCUCCAUCUCAUGGGAUCAAACUGAAAUUUGUCCCUCCUAAGGGUAAUUCUCUGGACCUCUCUGACAGAGUUAUGCCAUCCAUGGUGCCAUGGUGGAGAUGUGGGGGUACUGUCUCGUGGGCUGUUUCACGGGUCAUUUCCCCGGCUUAAAAGCUAUACAUGAACUGAAAGUCAAGUGGGGUGUAAAAUGCCAAAUCAGGUCACAUGAUAAAGGUUGGGUGAUUUUUAAAUUCCAAACGGAUGUGGACAGAAUGAAAGUACUAAAUGAGGGACCUUACACCAUCUUCGGCAAGCUACUCAUGUUGAAGGUUUUAUCGGAAGAUUUCACGUUUGACGAUGAAGAGUUCCUUAAAGUGCCGAUUUGGGUUAAAUUCCCACACCUACCAAUGAAACUAUGGAAUAAAGAUGCCAUGAGUGAAGUUGCCUCUAUGGUAGGGUGCCACUAACUACGGACUUGAUCACCCAAGAGAGGAGCAAUCAUAACUUCGCUAGGGUGCUUAUUGAAGUUGAUGUGUCAAAACCGCCCCCACUUUCAUUUCCUAUCCGAUUACCUUCACAUAAGGUAAUCAAACAAUUGGUGGUCUAUGAAACUUUCCCAAAUUUCUGCUUCCAUUGCAAAGAAUAUGGGCAUAACCCGUUCAUUUGUAAAAAACUACAUGAGAAGGAAGUGAAGGAAAAAAAUGAUUUUGAAGAAAAAGUUGUUUGUGCUGCUGCAUCCCAAGUGAUAGAGACCAAUGAAGAGAAAACUAAGGAAGUGGAGAUAGGUGAGUUAAAGUUGAGGGAAUUAAUUGAGAGUUUGGAAACUGUACUUAGGGAGGAAGCCAGGACUGCAGUACCUAUGACGGAGCUUGUGCCGAAAGAUGUGCAGGUUUCCCAUCCGGAAACUGCUACUGCCACACUGGCUGUUGCACUUCUGCCAACUUCCAUUUCAGGGGAGGAGGAACCGAGUAAGAUGGCUAACGUUACAGAGGUUCAUCUUGACUCGGAUACGGAUGAGAAGGGUGAUACUAUUGACUCAGACAAUGAUGAGUAUCCUCCUGCAGCAGAUUACAUAGCUAAGAAGAAGAAAAAAAUCCGUCGAAAGGUGAGUCAAAUGAGAAGUAUAAAAGACGGCUUGGAAGAAUGAUUGGAAGGAAGAUAAAAUAAUUUCAGUCAUGGUCUUUGUGAUGGAAUUAGUUAGGGAUAUGUGGACUUUUAAUUAAUUUGUGAAGUGGAGACUGUCCCAUUUUUUGAUGCAUUAUAUCUAGGUUAGUUUAUUCUAGCUUAGAUAGUCAUUUUGAUUUGGAUUUGAUGCAUUGUAAAAUGCUAUUUUUCGAUUUCUAAUAUACUUAGAUGUUAUCGAAAAAAAAGGGGUCAUAUAGGAG
This is a messenger RNA of Cuscuta epithymum, 2371 nucleotides long. The record is from the annotation of a GenBank genome assembly. NCBI's taxonomy places the organism in Eukaryota, Viridiplantae, Streptophyta, Magnoliopsida, Solanales, Convolvulaceae.